UUCAGAAAAAUCCAUCAAAUUCUCAUCACAGAUAUUUGCUGUUACUUUCUUCACAUACAUCAAGAUGGACCGUUACUAUAAGAAAACAGUCCCGACUGCUGUUGUACUGCUUAUUCUGAUUAACAUAUUCAGCAGAUGUCUUGUAACCUAUGCACACGAUCUUGACUGCUGCGUUUCAUAUUCAAAGAAGCCACUGGCCAUAAAAUAUGUAAGAGGUUUCACUGAGCAAAGAGCAAAUGAAGUUUGUCAUGUUGAUGCGAUCAUAUUCCAUACUAAAUCACAUGCAGUCUGUGCAGAUCCAAAUGAUGUGUGGGUGAAAAGGAAUCUGCAUUACUUAAGCAUAAAACUGCAGAAGAUGUCUGAAAGAGGUCAUACUACAGCAGAAUUAAUAUAAAUCACGGAAAAGCAUUUUUGGAAGGAAAUGGUCAAAAAUGCGGUGGACCCUGUCAGUUAAAAUUUAUACAGUAACUUUUUUCUGAAGAAGCUCUUGCUGGUGUGUUGUGAGAAAUGUAUUCAACGGCUAUCAUUUAAACUGCAAUAAUGUUAAUGAUGAUAAACCUUCAUACGAGGUAACAGUAUAUUAUAUAACAGUGAAACAUUGUCUGUAAUGUGUUGUAAUUCCUUUUUAUAUAUUUCAUAAAGCGAGCUGAUAAUGAAAGCUAAAUAAAUAAACAAAGUGCAUGGUAUAUGACAAACUGAAAUGAUGUUAUAUAUAUUGAAGCUUAAAACAGGCAGAAUCUCAAUUUUUCUAUCUUAGACUGUAACUUUUGUUGUUUUCUAACAUGGCAAACUGGAUUAUCAUUUAAGAAUGAGGUAAAACUGAUUGCUAGAUAACAUCAGUACUUCCCACUUUUGCUCUUCUGCUUUUGUGUAUAAUUCAUUUAUUUCUUCUCUUUCAAUUAAUAAAAAUAUAUACUUUCA
Protopterus annectens (West African lungfish) is the source of this 921-nucleotide messenger RNA. RefSeq names its product C-C motif chemokine 20-like. The transcript has 4 exons. Gene Ontology annotation, cellular component: extracellular region. NCBI's taxonomy places the organism in Eukaryota, Metazoa, Chordata, Ceratodontiformes, Protopteridae. The record is from RefSeq and is a predicted model, not a curated record. Bases 65 to 394 code for a protein of 109 amino acids. Gene Ontology annotation, molecular function: CCR chemokine receptor binding; chemokine activity. Gene Ontology annotation, biological process: cellular response to type II interferon; lymphocyte chemotaxis; immune response.